This is a messenger RNA of Cryptococcus amylolentus CBS 6039, 1793 nucleotides long. RefSeq lists its product as hypothetical. The record is from RefSeq and is a predicted model, not a curated record. The transcript is spliced from 8 exons. NCBI's taxonomy places the organism in Eukaryota, Fungi, Basidiomycota, Tremellomycetes, Tremellales, Cryptococcaceae. The coding region runs from base 273 to 1541 and encodes 422 amino acids.
UUUUUUUGGGUUUGGUCCUGAACAUUGAUCAUCACAGACAGACAAUUGCUCGCUGGUCAACCUUACUAUAAUAACUGCACUACACUCCGCGUCGACUUCCGCUAGACAAGACGACAGUACGCGCUUCUCACUUCCACUUCGGCCCGCAUUAGUCGAUCCUCCACUCUCCCGCCACUCCACACGAAGGGCCGUUCGACAAGCACCCCGAGGCCGGUCCUCCCCUUCCCCUUCUUACGGUUCCCGCCCAUCUUCUCCCGCUCCACCGCUCCACAAUGCCGCCUCUCAGCCCUCUCCAAAUCUCCCAGCUCGAAGAGUACGGCCAAAAUCACUACGGCGAGAAUAAAGAACGCGCCUUCGUCCCCAUGCUUUUAGGGUUUGCCCUGACAUGCUCAUUCUUUGGACUGUUGGUGCUGCAGGUCUUGUUUUGGGUGUGGAGGACGGCGAAGAGGGAUUGGUGGGUCAUUAAAGUCGUCGUUGCACAUGUAUUCAUGGCGGCGACGGCAUACAUGGCGCUUGAGUUCUACUGGAUAUCGCAGAAUUUCGCGACGGGCUUUGGGACGUACUAUCGGCUCUACAAGUUUUCACCUAUUGCCAAUUUCUUCCUCAUUACCACCGUCAUGCAGACGCCUGUUUCUGGCUUCUUCUCUCUGAGAGCGUAUAGGUUGACGAGGGGGAAUCUUUACUCUGCUAUCAUCCCGAACGUCCUCUUACUUAUAUCAUUUGGAAGCUGUAUCGCCCUCCGUAUCGUCGCCCCCGAAUACGCCACCCACAUUGCGUAUAGCAACCACCCAGUCACGCUCUCCAUGUUGCUCGUCUGGGCGGUAACAGCGAUGAUAGCGGAUUUGAUCGUAACGUUCACCAUCACAUACGCGUUGUUGCAGUCCAAGCUUGGUUUUACGGGCUUUGUGAGGACUGAUAAACUUAUCAAGAAAGUCAUCAUUAUAUCGGUCGAAGCGCAAGUGAUACCGACACUAACCUCGCUGGCGUUUCUCAUUACGUUCGUUACGACGCCUUCGACGGAGAUCUCUGCUUUCUGGCUGUUUUCGCCACUGAUGUACCCGAUAGCGUUUAUGGCGGUGCUGAAUUCGAGGAAGGGAUUGGCGAGGCAGUUGGCGCCGAGGUUGGGGCAGGUUGCCGACCCCUCCCAAAUCCCAACGCUACUCACAUCCUCUUCCAACCUCACUUACGACCACCCCGGCUUCGAAGGCGUACUACCGCAGCUAGACAAGUCGCCAGAGCAGAGCGGAAGGGUUCAGGCGGGGGAGGUGGCGGCGCUUCCGGCUUGCUUGAAGGUUGCUCGGGAGGGAGAAGGAUAUGUCAAGGAAGAGAAAAAAGAGAUGGAAUGGAAGAGCGAGGAAGGGAGACGAGAUGAGAAGGCGGAGCGGGAAAAGGAGGAGCGGAUAGGGAUGGGGCAGAGGCUGAGUAGGCUGAGGUUUGAUGAUAUUAUCUCUGCGUCGGGGUCGAGAAUGGGGACGGUAUCGGGCGCGGACUCUGUGGGAUCGGUAGAUGUCGUGCUGGGGGGUGAUAUUGGCCGGCCAUGAUUGCGCGAGCGAAGGUUGGGUCAGUGACUUGUUGUUCUCAUAGCAUCGUAAUACAUAGCAUCGUAACACACAUAUAAUUCCGUAAUCAUGAUAGUCUUAUAGCUCUUGGUACAGCACAUAAAGUACGAAUCUAGUCGAGAGCGAAUGUGACAUCUACGCUGAGGAUCAUGGACGCGAAUAGAUACUGGCAUGUCGACUCCAAGCAUCGCUCACUGCACCAUAUGUGCUGCGCAUGAUUCAAUAUGUCGUCCA